CAAAACCAAAUAGCCACUGGCUAUCGACCCCACCACCAAAGGCUCCCGUUCACAGCUCGCCAACGCAUCGUCUAUCAGAAACCGUCGAACUCAAUUUUUCGUUUCGCAUCCCGCCUCUUAUAAAAACCCUCUCUUUCUCCCUCUAUGCAGACAUACACCACCGACCACUCUUCUAAUCCGCCGAUUGCAUCCGAUUCCGUCGGAGCUUUUCCCAUGACGAAUUUCCAAGCCCCAAAGCUGCUAUACAAGCAGCGCUCCUGGUCGCCGGACACUGAGAAGGAGGAGUUGUGGCUUCGGCGUAAGUCGAUUCACAGAAUGGGACGGCGCAACGAGAGUGUUACAGACGAAGAUCUUGAAGAGCUUAAAGCGUGUAUUGAAUUAGGAUUUGGUUUCGGACCAGACUCGCCUGAAUUAGACCCGAAACUGUCAGAUGCUUUACCUGCCUUGAGGUUUUAUUGCGCUGUUAAUAAGCAGUAUAGUAAUGGCUUUUCGAGAUCGUCGUCGUCGACGUCGAUUUUAUCGGAUUGUGAUAGCGAUACAAGUAGCUGUUCCUCCAUCUUCGAUCCAGGUGAUGAUCCUGAGACUGUUAAGACGAGGUUGAAGCAGUGGGCUCGAAUGGUGGCUUGUUCAGUGCGGCAAAAUUCAGGAAAAUCUCAGUAAUUUUUUUAAUAGUUUUCAUGUAUUUGUGUAAAAAAUUAUUCGAUUCAAUACAUGGCUCAAAAUUAUUUUUCUUGUUCA
Messenger RNA from Manihot esculenta (cassava), 738 nucleotides. RefSeq lists its product as uncharacterized. The record is from RefSeq and is a predicted model, not a curated record. NCBI's taxonomy places the organism in Eukaryota, Viridiplantae, Streptophyta, Magnoliopsida, Malpighiales, Euphorbiaceae. The transcript is spliced from 2 exons. Bases 145 to 660 code for a protein of 171 amino acids.